GGGCGGCACUGUUUAUUCGAACACGAUAGCAAGAGUAGUGUAGAUCGUUGGUUAGUGAUCGCCAGCUGAAAUUGAAAACGUUUGCAAGUGGAAGAUUUCCAGCAGUAGGAAAAAAAGUUACAAGUGUGAAAAAUUGGUGUGCAGAAUUGGAAGGUGAUUUGCUCAAGUGCCAAAUCAAGUGAAAACGAAGCGAACAGACGGCGAGUGGUGAAAAUUAUCUGGUGAUUCCGGAAGCUAGGCGGUGAAGGUUGAUUUGAAGAGAGGUGAUCGCUGAAUCGGUGAAGGGAUUGAAGUAAAAAACAUAAACAACUUCGUAACGAAGGUGAAAAAAGAACGUUGUGAGCAACUCUUUUUUGGGGGUGUUGGAAAAGUUUGAAGUUUGCAACGAAGAAAGCAAGUGCCACAGAUUGUGAACGGGCUCAGUGUCGAUCGAGCGAGGUGAAAGCAUGGUUCAAAGUGGAAGCAUUUCGCUGGGGGUCGCCCUGAUGGCGAUGACCCUGCUGUCGCAGUGUUCCGGUUCCGCGAUCCCCAUGUGGGAAUUCCUGAGUCGGGGCGAAAAGAUGUCCCAUCUGUACUCGAUGUUCGCCAAGCAGGUGUCCAGCUACUGCAAGGGCUCGCAGGACAUGCCGACCAACAUGUGCAAGCGCAACCUCCUGAUGUACGGCAUCAACAAGCUGCAGGACAUGAACGAGUCCCAUCUGGACUCGAUGGAUCCGUACCAGCGCGGUGCCCAUGAUAUAAUUUGGGACGCCAUGAUGGACGGUCACACCAAGAACGGCAAGAAGAAGAUCCAGCAGACUACGGAAGCUCCAGCUCAGAUUGCCAGCGAGAGCCAGUACGAGCACAACCCGCUGUUCGAUGACCCAACUCCAAAGGCCGGUGGUAACCGCAAACAGGACUCCCCAGUAGACAAAUUCGGCAUGGACUACGACUACAACAAUGCCGCCACUGCUCAGGACCUCCAAUACGCUGAUCCUCAGAACUACCUGCCUCAGGCUGGUUCCGCCGCCGGAUACGAUCUGUACCAGCGGUACCAGGGAGCCGCCUCCACCCAUUUCGACAAUCUGGCUCCGUACGAGCAGAACACAAACUUCUUGACUGGACCCAUGGUAGUCAUGGUACGACCGGACGGCUCCGCAGUAGAACAUCCUCACCAGAAGGUUCUGCCCAAGGACGACGACAUCAAAGAGAUGACCAUCGGCAAAGACAAGAUGCCGACCUUCCAGCAAAUCUACGACAGUCUCAAGCAGACCGAUGAAGUCCACGACCACCACACGGCUGCGUCUGCAACGACGGAAACCGCUGGUCCCGUACCGUCGGUCACCAGCUUUGUCAAGUCCUACCGGACCGAGUACAGGCCUCAGAACUAAGACCGCUACCGCUGACAGCGGUAACGCCCAUCAAACCCUUUGAUUGUGAUUUUACUUUAGUGUACUAAUACGACUACCUUAAACUCUAAAAGAAUGCUACUACUAUCACUAGUACUAAUAACCGAGGAACUACACAGGACUCAUGGUCACUUCAGAGCGACACUUGCUAGGAAGCUGUCGAAGUCACGCGCAAUAUGUUUUAGUAGCUAUUAAGAGCGAGAGUCAAGCAAAGAUCGGACCCAGGUGGGCCGGUCCCCAAGCUGUGCGCUGUGCCAAAGCUCGCCCCGGGCCCGACACAUACAGCCCGGGACCCCCGGGAAGGAUCUCUCGCAGCCCAAGCUUCCGGGACCGCGACCCUCGGGGCAACCCGAUGUCUUACAUUCAUUAAUUCCUAAUAUAUUUAUAAAUCAUCGUCACUCAUUUUCAUUACGUUAGUUUUGUUUUCUGUAUGCCAUUGUUACACAGACAAACAUUCGAACAUUCCGCUUGAUCAAUCCCCUAACAUCAAGCGGAAACCACAAAAGUUUCGAAACCCCCCGCGGGGAUAAAGUGCCAUCAGAACACCCACGGACUGGCUGAGUCUCCGGCCCUAUGCCACAUGGGAGACACAUCCAGUGCCGUGUGUUAGUGAUUCCCGCACUGCCCCGAACCAAAAUUCCCCCGUGACACUCGAGGAACCGCCCCUCGAGUAAUGUGAUGAACAAGAAAACACUAGAAUACAAUGAAAAUCCUUUCCCCUUCCACCCCCGUAGAUCGUAAGGCAGGCUUUAUGCUUUGUAAAUUAUUUGUUCUUCCGCGCUGUUUUAGCAGAAAAACCCCCUAUGUAUUUAUGUAUAGUCUUAGUCGGAAGGGACAAUUGUAAGAAAGAAUCAAUACAAAUUUUGUAUCAAAUUUUAGCGGACGAAACGGAAGUGAAGCGUGAUGUUUAGAGUCGACAAACCCCCAGAAAAA
Messenger RNA from Aedes albopictus (Asian tiger mosquito), 2321 nucleotides. RefSeq names its product rhythmically expressed gene 5 protein (gene Reg-5). The transcript is spliced from 3 exons. Lineage: Eukaryota; Metazoa; Arthropoda; Insecta; Diptera; Culicidae. The record is from RefSeq and is a predicted model, not a curated record. The coding region runs from base 447 to 1370 and encodes 307 amino acids.